This is a messenger RNA of Trichobilharzia szidati, 2339 nucleotides long. The record is from the annotation of a GenBank genome assembly. NCBI's taxonomy places the organism in Eukaryota, Metazoa, Platyhelminthes, Trematoda, Strigeidida, Schistosomatidae.
AUUUCAUCUUAUUUAAUUAUGUGAUGAAAGCGAUUUUCACUAAUUUAUAUUGACUUUGUUAGAUGGUUGGUUGGAGGCGAUCGACAGGAAGUUUUGAACUUAGGUUUCGUGUUUUGUUGCCACAUUGUAAACUUGACUGAUAGAAUUCAGUCUACACCAAACGAAGAACUAGACAGUGGCAUUAUUUACUAUCUAUUGUCCAAUCGAAAUUGUAUAUUGGUUCUGGUAAAUAAGUGAUAGGAUUUUGAAAACACGCACUUUUUCUGUCUGCUUUCUGAUGAUCAACAUUCUACUCCGUACGCCGAUUCUACCCAUCACUCUAUCACUACCUGAGGGUUCUUGAUGGUUAUCGUCGACUGAAAAUAUUAUAAGUAGAAAUCCCAAUUUCGAACUGUACAUAUGUAUAAAAAACGAUGUCCAAUAAUCAGAAUGAAUCACCCCGGUCAUCCAGUUAUCAAUCUGAAAAAUUAUUCCAAAAUGAAUCUGAUUUCAAAUCUAUGGUUAUUAAAUUGGUUCGUUCUGGUGAUGUUGCCUACCUGAAGUUGUUGGUUGAAUUGAUCAAUCCCUCUUCCUCCUGUACAAAAGUUUCAUGUUUAAGAAGAUUGUCAGAUAUUAAAGACCAUAAACAAUGCAAUUUGGUUCAUAUUGCUUGUAAAUAUGGAAAUAAAGAAAUGCUUGAAUAUCUUGUACAAAAACUGGGUCUAUCAGUUACAAAUGUUGACCAUUCCGGAAACAAUCCUGCUCAUCUCAUAUUGAUCUAUGCAUUGAAAUCUCUGAAAUCGAGCAGUAAAAAGAAACGACGAAAAAGCUCCAAAUGUCGUGUAAGAAAUUAUAUUGAUUGUUGUGAACUGUUGAAAAUUGUUUUACACCAGCACACAAAUCUUCUUACUAUAUCAAACAAACGAGGACAAAAGAUCCUGAAGUGCAUCUUGUCUGAUAGUCAUAGUCCAGUUCACCCGUCAACUUCAUCAACUAAACCGACAGAACAUGAUGAUGAGAUGUAUUCAUUUUUAUCUGAUUCAGAUGAAGCAAAUUAUUCAUCAAAUGAAUGGGAGGAUUAUUUCUCAGGUUUUGCUGACAGACCAUUCAGAUCUCAUUUAGACAGCAUCAGGGAAGAGUAUGAACGUCGUAAUCGGCCUACUGGUAUACCAAAUGUACCGAAAUCGCGCAAAAAUAGUAAUACAGAGACUAACCCCCCAGGAUUUUAUGAUCACCUUGGGUCAAAUAAUGAGUUGCCAAGUCGAAAAAUAAUCAAUCAGGACCUAGGAAGCAAAACAAUAAAUAUUUCAUAUGAAGAGUAUCUAGAGAAAUGGAAAGAAUUUAUCAACUCUGAUGAGAAUAAAAUUCUCAAUUAUCAUGAUAUAUUAUGGCCUCCAUUCAGUAGAGUCAUUGAAAUAAAUUCAUUGGAAUCUUCGCAUAUUGAAGACAUACUAACAUUUGUACACCAUUCAAGUCAAGCAUUACGUCAACUACAAGUGGAUUGGCAUCCAGAUAAGUUUUCUGGACGUUUUGGAACACGUUUUAAAUCAGAACGUGUUAAAAAUAGAGUUAUGAAACGUGUUGUAAAUAUAUCUCAACUUUUAAAUAAAGCUACUGAUUAUUUACGCAAUAAAGAAGAAUCUGUAUGAUUAUUAAGAUGAUGUCACAUAUCUGACUUAUGUUUUGCUUUACAUUCUGUUACGUAACCAUCGCUUAUUUAGCAUAGGAGAUAAGGUUGAGCACUGUCAGUUUACUUUCCUCAAUGUUUUGAAAGUGAUUGCUGGCUUGUGCGAAUGACAGUUACCACCUAAUGAGGUGCAAUCACCACAAGUCAUUUUCUCAUGCAUUCUUAUGUAUGUUUUCGUAAAUGCAUCUAGAAUUAUUACAGAUAGACUAUCUAUCUAAUUUAGAUUAACUAGUGAACAAGUUCAAUCCAAUCAAUCUUUAAAACAACAUCAACUGUAAUUCCAGCGUGUUCCAAAAAAACCAAAUCAAGUUUUCUCUUAGCAGAAAGCUUUUGAGGUGAAUGUAGGAGUAAGAAAGACUGUCUAUUAUUAUCGAUGAUAUUUCAGUUGUGGUGGACUGGAUUAUGUGGAAGACUGGGGAGCGAGAGGACACGAAUGCGUGCCACAGAUAAGAACACUCUAGAAGAUGUGGACUUCAUGGAUGAUUUAUUCCUAGUGUCACACAAACUCGAAGACUUACAGACGAAAACCGGAAAACUGACAGAAGAGGCAGGUAGUGAAGACGGGACUUCAAGUAAACAUAGAGAAGACGGAGGUAAUGAAUAACCAACCAACAACAACAACAAUCAUUAUCAAAGGAGUAAACUUGGAGAGGUGACUUCCUUCACUUAUCUA